AUGUCCCCUAUCCUAACCUUAACUCAAAAGGAAAAUCCUCAGAGAGUAUUACGCCAAAUGAUGAAUCUUUGCAGACACAUUUAUUCAAGGGGUUUAGUUGACGGAAGUGGUAGCGAUGUAACUAUUAAAGCAUUUGGCAAAGAUUAUCUUUUACAUAGAAUAAUACUUUAUCAAAACCCAUAUUUUUCUGUUUUAUUAGAAGGUCCUUGGAAAGAGAGUGGUCAAAAGGCCAUUGAACUUAAAUUUGAUGAUGAAAAUAUUACUCGUGAUGCAUUUGAAAUAGCUUUAGGUCGUUUGUAUGGUAGAUUAGAUGAAUAUAUAUUACCCAAUCGGGUUCUAAACUUACUUGCCACAGCUUCUUUUCUUGAUCUGCAAGAUUUAUGUGAAAUGUGUGUGGAAGUUAUACUACGUGACAUUAAAGAUGACACCGUUGUACAUUACCUUACUUUUGCUACAACCCAUUUUUAUGGAAGUCAUUCUGAAAAAAUUACUGAAUCUUGUUUUACUUACCUUUGUAGAGAAGGUUACGAUAAUAAUAAAUUGAAGGCUGCUUUUUUGACAUUACCAGUUGAAUGGUUAAAAAAAAUAAUCGAGAGUGACGCGUUUUGGGUUCCUUCUGAAUAUGAAAGAUACUUAUUUACUAGAGAUAUCGUUAGUAAAAGAAGACAGCAACAACAGCAACAGCAACAAAGUAAUCCAGAACCAAAAAAAAGAAAUAAUUCAAUAAACUCAAUAAAUUCAAUAAACUCAUUUGAUGAUUUAAAUCAAUACAGUUCACAAGAUUAUAAAGAUUAUAACGAUCAAUCAGUCGACUUCUCAAAUCCAACGACUCCAACAACUCCAACAAAUAAAAUAAAAAAACUAAUUGAUAACACAUUUAAUUAUCAUACCAGAAGACCAAGCACAAUAACAACCCCGUAUUCGACAACUUAUUCAAUUGAUAAUUACGAUGAAUUUAUUUAUAAUGCAAUAUUUACAUAUGCAAUUUACUAUGCUCACAUGACUUUUGAAGAAUUGAAUUUUAUUCUACGAGAUCGUGAUACUGUAAACAAUAAUGCGCCAUUUGCUCCAGAUUAUGUAGCAAAGGAUGCUUUAUGGCAGCAAAUAGAUUUGCGUAAUAAAAUAGAAAACACUUCGGAGACAGAUUUAACAAUAGGGAUUUCCUCUUCAGAGAUUCCGUCGAGCUCGACGGGUGUACACUUUGAAAUUCCAUCAGACGAUACAACUCAUAUAGGAGAAGCUGUAACUGGGUUAGAAGAUAUGAUUGGCAGCAAUGGCAGUAGCGUUAAUGGCAAAGGUGGUGCUUCUAAAGCAAUUAAAGAUGGUGAAGGUAGAAGAAGCGUUGAAUAUUCAUUAUUUGCUCCUUUUAGGUUCAGUGUUGAAUUUACGGAUGUUGCAAAAUUAAAAGAAAAACAACGGGUUUAUUCAGCAACAAAAUUCUAUGCCGGGUCUAAUUGGAAUAUGUAUAUUCAAAAAAUAAAAACUCCUCGUAAAGGCAUACAACUUGGAGUAUAUCUUCAUCAAGAACGUUUUAAUAAUAACAGUAAUGGAGCGGCGAAGUCAAUACCACGUCCAAAUAUCAAUAAUAAAAAUAACGAAAGAACCUUUUCUAAAUAUGCAGACAAAAGAGAAAAUGUUAGAACUUGGUUUAAAAUAUUUUGCCCAUCAAGAGGGCCAAGUCAUGUAUUAACACAAUUUCAAAGCAGUCCAGAUAACUUUGCAUUGAUGCAAAGUUGGGGCUGGCGUAGUUCGAGUCUUUGUCAGGAUGAUUAUCUUAUGGAUGUGCGUGAUUAUGAUAACUCGUCUUCGAUUUCAAAUGCAUCUUCUACAUUAAAAUUUUCGGUGGUUAUGGGACACGUAUAA
This is a messenger RNA of Entrophospora sp. SA101, 1863 nucleotides long. Lineage: Eukaryota; Fungi; Glomeromycota; Glomeromycetes; Entrophosporales; Entrophosporaceae. The record is from the annotation of a GenBank genome assembly.